AAAACAUACUAUCGUCCACACACGGUGGGUACAAAUGCCUAUCGCUGCCUUCAUAUAUUGCCUAAAGGCCGAUUAUCAGACAGCAUGUACCCCCCCCCCCCAACUGCAGGGACACACAAUAUUAGUAAGUUUAUUAGUAUUUAAUAAUAAAAUAGCUCAAACAAAUAUCGAUAAUCACCAUUUUUCUUUGAUUAAAAUAUCACUCGUGCAGAAGAGGAAAUAAAAAAUAAUUUCAUAUUUAAUUUAAUGACCUAAUCACAGGCAAUUGCAUCGCUUGGGGGUCGAAUUUACUAUAUCAAGAACACCAGAAAAUUAUCUCCCUUGCCUUGAAGAGCAUUUCAUCCAAUGAAAUAAUAGGGUCAGAAAGUCUCGUUUACUUUCACUUUCGAUUUACUACUUCCGGGCAGCAGUCGAAAAAUGUCGCUUUGUUUUGCUUUGGUUAUGCUCAGAUGACAGCGUUAAAAUGAACCUACAGCCUAUAUAGAUUCCCUACUUAUGCAAAAAGAGGAAGAAGUGGAUUUAUAGAUGCAGGUAAACAAGUCAUAAUACUUAUAUUUUUAUAGUUAAAUCGCCGAUUGAAAACUCAGAAGCAGUGAGCUCUACCCACGACCGCGACCGGGUGAUUGAUCUAAAACCUAUUUUACUGAAUAUUUUCGAUAAUAAACAGCUGUCAAGUUGAAGGGCUUAGUUUUUGAUGAGUUAGAACUAACAUUACAUGACACAAUAAUGCAGUAUGUUACUUUUGAUAAAGGAGACAAACUGAAUGCAAAAGGGUCGGGGAGAUGAAACAAUUAGCUGGGUACAGUAAAUAUAUGCAGGUAUCUAAUUGUAUCAUGUUUUGUCUAGUUGAUGAUGAUCAUAUCAACUUGUAAUAACACAUUUUUAUGGGAUGCUGAUAGCUAGGGAGGGGGAGGGGCACAUUUACAAGGCAAUGCAGUUUCUCAUUUUCAUUAUGUUUUAAUUAAUAAUGAUAUUGCUUAUGUUUUUAUUGUGACCCUCACGGAAAAUGGUACCAAUUUGGAAACAAAAAAUCUUCAAAGAUGAUUGGGAUCACUGAAAUAACAUGUUUUUACAAUAUUUACAUUAAGAAACAUAAUACAGGACCUAGAAAAAGUUUUUGAUACACAUGUACUUCAAUAUUGGGAACAACAUAGUAGAGGAAGUCUCAGAGUUUGUUUACCUCGGCAGUAAGAUCACAGCCGAUGGGGAUUCCACAUCUGAUGUAGAGAGCAGAAUAGCCAAAGCAAGAGCAGCCUUCGCAAGCCUGAGGAACAUCUGGAAGUCAACAGCCAUCAGCAUCAAGACCAAGAUCAGGAUAUUCAAGAGUAACAUUAUUGGAGUCCUCCUAUAUGGUGCCGAGUCGUGGAAGGUGACCAAAGGUAUUGCCCACAGACUGGAUGUUUUCCAGACCAAAUGCCUACGACGGAUUCUGAAGGUCUUCUGGCCCAACACCAUCAGCAACAAAGAUCUAUAUCCGAGAACGUCAACAUCACCAAUAUCUGAGAUGAUCAAGAUGAGACGAUGGAAAUGGAUCGGACAUGUCCACAGGAUGGGAGCAACAUCAAUCCCAAAGAUCGCCAUGAGAUGGACACCAGCAGGAAAGAGAAAUAGAGGGAGACCAAAGGAAACAUGGCGGCGAUCAGUAGAGAAAGAGAUGAAGGAGUGUGGAUGGACUUGGGGCCGGAUUCAGAACAUGGCAGCAGACAGACAGAGAUGGCGAUCUUCAGUGAAGGCCUUAUGUGCUUCCUAGCACGAAGAGGAUUGAGUAAAUGCUGUUAUAUGCAUCAUUUCCUUCUGAAGUAUCAAUGUGUUGGUGGCUGUUGUGAAGAGAAUGGGCCCAUUUUAACAACUUCUAGGAUGGGCGGUACAAGGGUUCAUACCAGUGACCAAUUUCUGAUGAUUCUUAUGAAGUUGCACCUAAAUCUAAGGGAUCUACAUUUAGCAGGCCAGAGGGCUCAAUGCCGAGUUUACCUCUGAAAGAAUCGCAAUCGAUACAACAAACAUAACACUGGAUUUAACUUUAAAAAUGAAUAACUAGUCAUUAUCUGACAGCAACUACAUUGAGCAAAAUUUGUCACACAGCAAAGGCUAUCACUUGUGUAGCACUAUUGUUCUGAAUUCUAUCCUGGAUCCACCUCUGAUGGUGACAUUGUUGAUCACUGAGGUGUAUUGGAGAUGUUGAAGCCAGAUAAUAUAUGAUUCUUGCUAAUAAAGGAUUUGAUAAACUUUAAUCAGGAGUGACAUUGAACAUAUCACCUUUUCUUUCAUCAAAAUCUCAUUUCAGUAAGGAUGAAGCACAGCUAUUACAAGAGCAGGAAGAGUCAAAUUCAUGUGGAGUGUGCAGUUUAAUAAUUAAAAACAUCCAUAUUCUAAAUCAUAUACCUUCACAAUACAGACAUAUAUAUCUGUCCACUAAGAUUUUCAACUCUGUGUGACUCUUGUACAUUUGCAAAUCCUCUACUGAAGGAAAUAGCUAAUUUAUUAAAUCUUACCUUUGGACUUAGGUACUAUAAAUGUACAACAUCUUACUCACAUUAUUCUGCAUUGUCAAGUUGUAUUAAAUGCAUUCAAGUAAAUGAUAAAGUGAACAUUUAUUUAAGGUUGCUAGUCAAAGAAAUUGUUACAAUGGUGAUUCAUGCACAUCUUCACACUGAUCAUUUGUAGCAAAAACAAAAUAAAAUUAAUGGAAGACA
This is a messenger RNA of Ostrea edulis (European flat oyster), 2693 nucleotides long. RefSeq lists its product as uncharacterized. Bases 1127 to 1750 code for a protein of 207 amino acids. The record is from RefSeq and is a predicted model, not a curated record. The transcript is spliced from 2 exons. NCBI's taxonomy places the organism in Eukaryota, Metazoa, Mollusca, Bivalvia, Ostreida, Ostreidae.